AUGGGUGCUGCCUGUGGCAAAAACAAGGCAAAACAGCCCAAAAGGGCUGAUCCUAAGGAGCUGGAAGAAAAGGCUCGAAAAGAAGCCGAAGAAAAAGCAGCCGCUGAGGCGGCUGCUCGGGAAGCCGAGGAGCGUGCCAAGGCGGAGGCGGCAAGGGCCGAGGCCGAAGCAGCGGAAGCCAGAGCACGCGAGGAAGAGGCUAGGGCUAAAGCUGAGGCUGAAGCUGCUGCUGCAGCGGCAGCAGCCGCUGAAGCAGAGGAACAGGCUCGAAGGGCUGAAGAGGAAGCGCGUCGCCAAAGAGAGGAGGAAGAGAGAAGGGCCGAAGAAGAAAGGAGAGCUCAGGAGCAGGCCAGCGCGGCUGCGCCAGUCGAGCAGCCAGCAGCCGAGGAAGCUGCUGAGCAGCCUGAAGAAGCGGAACCCGCUGAAAAGGAGAAGCAGGUGCCCGCCGAAGACAUCGCGAGUGAAGCCACGAUGGAGACAUCCCGCCCCAUGCGUAAAGUGUCUGAGCCCGACUAUGGAUCCGCACAGAAAGGACGAAAAGCGCGCACUGUUACCCCUUGUGACAUGACAGCAGUGGAUGAGACGAGCAUGUAUGUCAGUAAGCGUUGUGGGUGCGACAUCGGAGCUGAGCACAACGAAAAUGCAUGCCCCAUUUGCCGCAGCAUAGAUCUCUCAGAUGCACCACUUCUGAACUAA
Molecule: messenger RNA, 696 nt
Organism: Eimeria necatrix
Lineage: Eukaryota; Apicomplexa; Conoidasida; Eucoccidiorida; Eimeriidae
Exons: 1
Coding region: 1-696 (231 amino acids)
Source: RefSeq, a predicted model, not a curated record